GUCUCUGAAAAGGAAACGAACCCAGCCCGUUGUCGCGCAUAGUUCUUCCUAAUAAUAACCCUAAAAACCUUGUCCUUCCUAUCACUUCGUCGUCGGCGGCGGCGGCUGGGGUUGGCCGAGCCGAUCGGAUUUUGAGCCGGGUUAUGCUACCACCGUGUAACAGCGUCCACGGCUAUCCAUAGACCUGUUCGCCGUCGAAACAAUGAUAUCGCGGGCGUUUUCUCAGGUGCUGGGUAAGGGGUACAAAUCCCCGCUAGAUCUGUUCGUCCAUGCAUCUGCCGUUGUUGGCUUCGGUUCCAACAUGCCACGGCAUCUUCACCACCUCCUUCGUCAACCAGAUCCAGCUGACGGUUUCCCCCCCAAACAGCACCCGCUGCAAAAUAACAACAGGGGAGCUCCUCCUACCUGUACCUUCGAAUCAAACUGGACCUUGCAGCAUAGUUUUUCAACUGCGAAGAAUUCAAAUGACACUCUUGACUAUAUAAUGAGCUUUGAACAAAGAUUUGCGACACUGAGGAGCAUCGGGAACUGUGUCAACGAGUGUGAGCUCAGUCUGCUCUUAAAGGACAAAACUGCCCCCAUUUGCUAUGUUUGGUGUGAUCCCUCCCCGUGGAUGCAUAUAACCCAGGGUAUCUUAAUGACAAUCAAUGUCAAUAAGAUGAUUAAAGCUGGUUGCAAAGUUAAAAUUUUAAUGGCAGAUUGGUUUGCUCAGAUGGACAAUAAGAUUGGUUUCAUUGCUGGUGGCGUUCUAAGUAAAGUGCACCCUAUUGGCUUGUAUAAUGUUGAGACGUGGAAAGCAACUGGCAUGGAUCUUGAUGGAGUAGAGUUUGUGUGGUUGUCGGAUUUGAUAUCUAGGAAUGCAGAUGAAUACUGGCCACUUGCUAUGGAUAUUGCAAGGAAAAGCAAUCCAAGUGCAAUAAAAAGCUGGCUUCGUGUUUAUUCAACAAUUAAUACAAGGGGCCACGGGAGUAUUAGUCCCUAUAGGAUGAGAGAUUUUACUGCUGCUGAGAUAUUUUAUCCUUGUUUACAGAGUGCUUGUAUAUUAUUUCAAAAGCAGGCAGACAUAUGGUUGCUGGGCCAGGAUCAGAGUGGAGCCCACAUGUUAGCUCGAAACUUCUGCACUCACAUGGCGAUGGAAAAUAAACCAAUUGCACUGUUCAGCAAUAUGCCCUGUAAUUUAUUAGAACACCCUGAGAGAUGGGCGGUUGACGAUCCAAACUGGGCCAUCUUCAUGGAAGAUGAUGAGGAAGACAUCAUUAGUAAAAUAAGUGAUGGAUUCUGCCCUCCAGAAUCCGCCGAGGGUAACCCAUGUUUGGAUUACAUAAAGUAUAUUGUAUUACCUCGGUUUGGAAAGUUUGAGGUGGUUCAGAUGGGAGAUAAUGGUGGCAGCAAGACAUUUGUGAACAUGGAAGAGUUCACUUCUGAUUAUGAAAGCGGAGUUCUGCAUCCUUCUGAUGUGAAGCAGGCCCUUGCAAAGGCAAUAAACAUGAUGUUGGAGCCUGUUCGUGAUCACUUCAGAAGCUGCGCUGAAGCAAAAAGACUAGUGGAAGAAAUUGAGGAUUUCUAUUCGGGGCAGUGGUAAGCACAAGGUUGACGAAUUAUUGAUGCUGUCAUGAAAAGUUCAGUCAACUAGUCUAUGUUGUCACAAAUAUUCAGAUGUUGAGUCGAUGGUGUCUAAAAGACAUGUUUGGCUCUGGUUUGCUGGAUCGUUGUAUUCCUGUUCUAACUUUGGGAUAUGACACUACACUUUGUGUGAAUGAACAUCGUACGUUGCUGUUUUA
Messenger RNA from Lolium perenne, 1781 nucleotides. Its product is annotated as tyrosine--tRNA ligase 1, cytoplasmic-like. Lineage: Eukaryota; Viridiplantae; Streptophyta; Magnoliopsida; Poales; Poaceae. Gene Ontology annotation, molecular function: ATP binding; tyrosine-tRNA ligase activity. Gene Ontology annotation, cellular component: cytoplasm. The record is from RefSeq and is a predicted model, not a curated record. Gene Ontology annotation, biological process: tyrosyl-tRNA aminoacylation.